Culex pipiens pallens (northern house mosquito) is the source of this 1157-nucleotide messenger RNA. RefSeq lists its product as uncharacterized. Lineage: Eukaryota; Metazoa; Arthropoda; Insecta; Diptera; Culicidae. The record is from RefSeq and is a predicted model, not a curated record. The transcript is spliced from 2 exons. Bases 429 to 599 code for a protein of 56 amino acids.
AAAUAAUCCACACGUUGAUGCUACCUGAAAAAUCACGUAACCACGAUUUUCCCCUCACUACGUCCGUUUUACGUGACACACGUAAAAAUAAUGUGAAAGUGUUCCGGAAAAAAAAUGUUUUCACGUUGAUGUUACGUGAAAACCCUUAUAGUAUUUUUCCACUAGGGUUUUUCAUGUAGCUUUUAUGUGUUUUGAAAUGUAACUUCAACGGGACUUGAGUGAGCCAUUCGGCCAAAUUUCUACGUGAUUAUUUUAGUAUGAAAAUUGAUGGCGUACGGUGAAGACCUGCGGCCGAACUUGUGCUCGCAAAAUUUCAUCAAAAAUGAAACAGACGAUCUUUUGAAGCAGUAUAUCUUCCCCGGUGGCCAUGAAAUUCGUACCCCUCGGAGGCAAUCCCAGGCGCAACUGUGUCGAUUUGGUCCGUCGGAAUGGCAAUCGGAGCUACCGUGUUGCGUGAGGCCACCGGAAAUGUCACGAACAUGGCCAACGUAUCGUCGAACUUUUUCGAGUGUGCCCCGGGGAAGUUCGAGUACGGAUACAACUCGUUUCAGGCCAUGGAGCUGGUGUCCGGCCUCGGUCCGAGCAUCUACGCCGGGUAAUUUGGGCCACCCUCUCAUCGUUCUACUAGUUGCACUACAACCGUAAGAUAAAUUUGGUUUAAAGAGAUUUUGACAAUGAUUUUAAGCAACAUUAUUUCUUUAUUUAUCAGGGAAAGAUUCAAAUCCGCCGGAACGAUCGCCCUGUGGCCAACUUCGAUUCGUCAGCGGAAAUCAAAAUGGAUGCUCAACUUUGACACGGAGCAUCACGAAAUCUAGAUUUUUUUAUUUGUAAAAUGUUAUUUAAAGAAGAGUUCAAUAAACCAUUAAAUUAGAAUUGAAAAUUGCAUUAUUUUGUUAUUUUAAACAGAAAAAUAAUCUGAAAUAAGACCACAAAAGUAUUAGAAAGUUCCUAUAACGAUCAUUAAAACGUUCAGGUAGAAUUCAUUAGCUGAUACAUUUAGCUUUCACGUGUGAAACACGUAAAAUCAACGUGAAAGAACCUGGCCAAACAAAUUCCGCUUCUACUAGAACCACCUCGUAGAAGUUACGUGAAAAGUCUAGUGGAAAAAUACCACAUAGCUUUUCACGUAACAUCAACGUGUAUGUUUUUUUGAGUGU